Messenger RNA from Carya illinoinensis, 1093 nucleotides. Its product is annotated as dnaJ homolog subfamily C member 28. Lineage: Eukaryota; Viridiplantae; Streptophyta; Magnoliopsida; Fagales; Juglandaceae. The record is from RefSeq and is a predicted model, not a curated record. The transcript is spliced from 3 exons. The coding region runs from base 51 to 728 and encodes 225 amino acids.
ACAAAACCAUUUAAUCCACUCCAACUGGAGGCUUCGUCUCGCGUUCGGACAUGGCGACCUGGCUCGCGAGAAUAAUCGUCUCAUCUCCGAAAUCAUGCUCUCUCUUUCAGAGAUCAUCGGCGGUGGUGGGCCGCGGUGGGUCCAUGCCUAGGCUGGCCUCUUCCUCCUCCUCUUCACCUUCGUCUUCGUCAUCGUCACCGUCUUCUUCUUCGUCAAGUAAAUCUCCCAAGGCAGAGAAGAAGCUCGUCGACCGUCUAUCGGCCGUAAUAGACGCCGUCAAUGACCGCAAACUACCUCCAGAACUUAGAGGCCAGCGCAACUCCGUCAGAUCAGAGACUGAUAUAAUAAAUGUUGUGGAGCAAAGAAUAUGGCACUCCAUGGAAGAAGGCCAGUUCGAGAACUUACCAGGGAAAGGAAAACCCCUUAACCUUAGUACGAAUCCUCAUGCCGACCCAGCUGAAGACACCUUGUAUAGAAUCCUCUCGAAGAAUGGCUGUGCACCGGAGUGGGUUGAACUUAACAAAGAGAUAAGGAGUCAAAUAUCUGAAUGGAGAUCGACAUUGAAGAAAGCUUGGGCAAAUAGAUGCAAUGGAGAUCACUCCACUUGGAUUGAGAGUUCAGAAGCUUUAAAAGCGCAAUUGCGAGAUAUCAAUAAUAAGGUGAGUCAUUAUGAACCCUCUUGUGUGUGUGCGAGCCAAUCCUUAAGAGAGAGUGGACUCAAGCUCUGAUUCUGAAAACUCUACUAGGAACAGGAGGCCAACUUCUUCUAGUACACAAGUUUUCCGGUAUAAUCUUAUUGUUCCUUUUGGCCGCCAAAUGUUUGGACUAAAGUGGGAGAAAGAGAUGGAUCGCGUAAAAGAAUGAUAUCUCUUCAAUGCCACUUUGGAUGAAGUGGGAGGACAGGAUUCACUUGGAGGGAGGAAUGCUAGCUAUCGCUCCACUUCUAGCUUGAAAUAUACACGCAGCUACUUGUAAAAGAAAAUUUAUUAUAUUGUUACCAAUUUUACGUCGUUCCUUGUUUCUAGAGGAGCUGGAUGUUUGUUCCUGCCCAACACGGUUCAAUUAAUAUACAUAGACGUGUGUAAUUUCACUA